Molecule: messenger RNA, 477 nt
Organism: Apis dorsata (giant honeybee)
Lineage: Eukaryota; Metazoa; Arthropoda; Insecta; Hymenoptera; Apidae
Product: myoneurin-like
Exons: 2
Coding region: 99-461 (120 amino acids)
Source: RefSeq, a predicted model, not a curated record
UUACGAAAACCAAAUAAUCUUAGACUUUAGAUAACCAAAUAAGAAAAAGGAAAUCGGCGACGAUUAAAAAUUUCCCAAAGAAAAGGCUUUUGGCGACGAUGCUGUUGUCGCAGGACGUACAGCAACCUCAGGACAAUAACGAACCGUUAUGGAAUCAAUUACCUUAUCCCGGGAUCCGGGGUUACGAGGCGAGCAGAAGUCAAAGGCGGAAAGAUUCGAAGGACGCGGGUUCGAAAUACGCUUGCAACAGGUGCGGGAAAACUUACAAGGCGACCACGUCUCUGAGCCGUCACAAACGGCUCGAGUGCGGUGUCAUACCUUGCGAAGUUUGCCCGAUUUGCGACCGAAGAUUCAAGCAUCGUUUCGUAUUGAACUCGCACAUCGUUGGGUGCCAGAGAAAAUUGCGGCACAUUAUACAGAAAAAUGAUGACUCGCCUGUAUUCACCGAGGAACGGGAGUGAGAUCAGUUCGUUUCCU